Didymosphaeria variabile is the source of this 969-nucleotide messenger RNA. It is a transcript of the gene OXR1, whose product is annotated as oxidation resistance protein 1. The transcript is spliced from 2 exons. Gene Ontology annotation, biological process: response to oxidative stress. Lineage: Eukaryota; Fungi; Ascomycota; Dothideomycetes; Pleosporales; Didymosphaeriaceae. The coding region runs from base 1 to 969 and encodes 322 amino acids. The record is from RefSeq and is a predicted model, not a curated record. Gene Ontology annotation, cellular component: nucleus.
AUGCCGAGCAACACCCAGGACAAGGACAACCCCCCGCCCUCCUCUUACUUCACCUACCCCGUCACGUACGCCGUCAGCGGCCUUCUCCGCCGCCUCAACUCCGAGCCUGCGAAACCUACCACACACUCGCCUAACGCGCGUGCAUAUUCAACGUCUGGGGGAGGAACCAAGGAAGAUAAGGAUAUGCACAGCGUGUUCCAGCCCCCCCACCGGACGGCAUCCCCAUUCCAACCACCGCCGCUUACGCCGCUCACCCUUCAAGGCUACAAGAGCUCCACGCGGGAAGCAGGCAAACUCCUAUCUCGCGGUCUCGCAGAAGAAAUCCGGCUCCUUGUGCCGCCGCGCCUGCAACUCGUGGACGACUGGCACGUCGUCUACAGUCUCGAACAAAACGGCGUCAGCCUCGCGACCCUCUACAAACAAGCAGAAGAAUACCGGGGGCGGAGAGGUGGGUUUGUCCUCGUAGUGAGGGAUGCGAGUGGAGGCGUGUUCGGCGCAUAUCUGAGUGAUGCGCCGCACCCACAGAGCCACUUCUUUGGGAACGGGGAGUGCUUCUUGUGGAGGGCGCAUGUUCUUCCUUCUCUGCCGGAUCUAGCAAAUCUUCCGCCGCCGCCGAGCGCGGAUACAACGCAUGCGGUGCGCAUGACGACCGUAGCGAGUCCGACGAAGGCGAGCAGCGGGACGCUGAGUCCGCCGGCCAGUGGGCGUGGGAGUCGGAGUGGAACGAGUACCCCGGAACGUAUACGAUUCAAGGCGUUUCCGUAUAGUGGGGUGAACGAUUAUAUGAUUUUUUGCGAGCAGAGUUAUUUGAGCGUUGGGGGAGGUGAUGGUCACUACGGCCUUUGGCUCGACGAUAAUCUUGAGCAUGGCGUUUCGAGUACUUGCCCCACGUUUGGUAACGAGCCGCUCAGCGAUGAGGGGAAGAAGUUCGAGGUGUUGGGCGUGGAGCUUUGGUACAUUGGCGCGUGA